AUGUGGAACUACGCUACAGUCACUCAAACUGUCGUUUCUGUUCCUCCAACAGUCACUAUCCUUCAGCAAGACCCCAAUUCGAUUGCGAACACCAUGGCUCCCAUAGACUCAUUGCAAGUCAGCCAAGAGAGCGAGGAGCAACCUGUUUCCGGUCAACGAUACCCUACCUCUGUAACAUUCAUUCACACUAUCUCUGUCUCUGGCUACGAAGCCACUGAACUUGCCAACCCUGGUGCAUCCGUUUUCUACCUGUCACAGGCUCCUGCCGACACAAAUUCGCCCUGGGCAUCUAUCGCUGCGCUAACCACCACUGUCACUGUUCUACCUGCCAACGUAGCAGCUACCACUGGAAGUACCACUGGCACUACCACUGUCACUGUUCUACCUGUUCCAGUUGUCAACUCUGAUCAACAGGAAGUCCAGUCCAAUACCACUGCUGGUUGGAACACCGCUUCGACUGACUCUUCCUACGGACCGCCUGCCCCCCUCUCCUCCUCAACUGAAGUCCAGCCAACGCAGCCAGUGCCCAUAGCCACAGCCACAGUGACACAAUUUGCAACGGUCUACUCAACAGCCACGGCCCCCGCAAACGGAUAUGGAACGUCAGCAAAUGGUCACCACGCCUUCACAAAUAAUGAUAAAGCAGGUUCCCCCAAUGGUGACGACCUAGAGAAGAGACAAACGUGUGUGUGGAUUUCUGCAACAAUCGAUGGGCAAGAGGUUGGAUGGUGCAACAAUUGGGCCGGAGGGUCAACAUUGACUUUCACUUCAUGGGAAACAACCACAACUCCUACUUACAUCCCUGGCAUUGGCCCCAUCACCCAGUCAAGCACCUCCACGACAGAUUCUGCUGCAGGGUCCGUCACGAUCGAGACAUCCACCGACUUGGCCAGCUCCUCACAAGCGAGCGCAACACCAAGCGCAUGUGGCCAAACCGGUCCCUUCCAGAUUGGAUUUGACGACCUACCUGUCUACUCUACGACUGACAACAACACCGCAGACUUCCCACCUAUUUUCAAUCCCUAUGAGCAUUUCUUCUGGGGUGACGGAUGGGCCUACGUACCACCGCCAAACGAGCCUUUCCCUCCACAGUCAGGUAACCGCCUUGCUCAGUUUAUCCCAUCACUCAACAACACUGUCGACGGUUCAACAGACGCAGGUACCAUUCCACCCAGUUCUUUCGGAGCUGGGCCGCGCAACUAUGACGACAACUACUGGUUCAGCGCCAGCUCCGCCUAUGUUGGAUGUGACAACGGGUCCAGGAAUUUGAGCUCGAUCUGUGACUUUGUUGCCACAGCCUAUCAGUGGGACAAUGUCACGCAGUCGGAGGUGGUGGUUGCCACCCAGCACUUCCGCAUUCCCCCAUGCCCAGACUUCAUCAAGUGCCAACUUACGGAGAUUGAUUUCAACUAUCUCUUCUACAAGAUGUCAACGCUAAGCUUCUACGCCAAUGUUCAAGGUCAGCUCAGUCAGUUCUGGAUUGACAGCAUUGACCUGAAUUGGUACAACAACACUUGUGCUGCUGGACUGGCUCGUGAACAGUCGAGGAAGGUUUGA
Molecule: messenger RNA, 1557 nt
Organism: Fonsecaea multimorphosa CBS 102226
Lineage: Eukaryota; Fungi; Ascomycota; Eurotiomycetes; Chaetothyriales; Herpotrichiellaceae
Exons: 3
Coding region: 1-1557 (518 amino acids)
Source: RefSeq, a predicted model, not a curated record